Plasmodium cynomolgi strain B is the source of this 4788-nucleotide messenger RNA. RefSeq lists its product as hypothetical. Bases 1 to 4788 code for a protein of 1595 amino acids. Lineage: Eukaryota; Apicomplexa; Aconoidasida; Haemosporida; Plasmodiidae. The transcript is spliced from 2 exons. The record is from RefSeq and is a predicted model, not a curated record.
AUGGAAUUUUUAAACGAGUUCAAUUACUUGAGCCGUUUUGGAGAGUACAGUUAUGCCCACUUCACAGAUGUAGAAAGGAGAAGAAACAAAAAGGACGAUCUCUCAUUCCAGAAGAGUGUUGAGGUCACUCCAAAUUGGGAAGCCUUGCAGCGAGUCGAUAAUCUUUGUGACGCACGCGAAAAAGAAGGGAGAGUUCGAGAAGGGGAAUUUUUUCACAUUUCCAAAUGGGGGAUGCAAAGGGGGGGUAGUCACUUGAAGUAUCACAACGGAGGUGAGAGGAACGACACGUCUUCCACUCCCACCGAAGGGGAAAAAGCUGAACAAUCGCAAAGAAGGCCACCUUACAGAGGUGGGACAAGGCAGUUGAGAAGGGAAGGCAAUCCAAGUGAAAACAGCCCAACAGGAGAAAGGAGCAAAGAAAGGAGCAAAGGAAGGAGCAAAGAAAGAAGCAAAGAAAGAAACAAAAACGGUUUUGCGAUCCCACCAAAUGAGACCUUCUUUUAUGAACCGUUUACCUCUCUGUCUGGACAAAUGGAAAAUAAAGGGACCCAUUUAAAUAGUCCAUUUCAUCGGAACAGCAAUGUGGAUAAGCUCCUUGAUCUUGAACCCCAGCAGAGUAACCACGAGAGGAUAGAAGCACCACCCCUGGGUGGGGAGAAAUUGACGCCAUUGAAUUGGGAUCGAAACAGCUGUACACUCAUUUAUUUACACUCCGGUAAUUCCAAAGCGGAAGGAGAAACAUCAAAAGGGGAACCAUCCAUGAACACAGUUCUGCACCCCAAAGGGGACCUUCUCAAAAGUAGCGUUAACAGUAUGCAUGUCGAACGAGUGGAGGACCCAUUUUUAAACCUCAUUGAUCAAGAGAACAGGCCAAAUGGGGUCCCCUUUUUUGAGGGUCAAUCCAACAGGGUGGAGGACCUCACAUCUGCCAUGUUCGAUUCCCAUACGAUUGGAAAUCAGGGGGCAUACAAGAUGGACCCCCUGGGGGGAUGCACUCCAAAAAAGGAGGACCUAAUCCGAACGGAUGAUUUCCACACCCGUGAUGUGCCCCCACUUGGGAGUGAAAAUCGAUUUGGUGGGUCCACCAACUGGAAUGCGAUGAAGAGAGGUGGGAAGGUAGGAGACGGGCAGGGAGGAGACGAGCAGGGAGGAGACGGGCAGGCAGCAGACGGACAGGCAGCAGACGAGCUGGCAACCGACGAGCAGGCAGUUCCAUUCAGCAAAAAAUUGCCCGUUUGGGAGAGUUCCCUCCUCGAGAGAGAGUUCUAUAGUAGCUUGUUCCCCAUGGAUGGUGAUCUCUUCGCUGGGAGGGAAACAAACGGAGGAAGGUUACACAUCGGAGGUAGCGGCACUGUUUGGGGAGACAUCGAUGGUGGCGUCACUGUUUGUGGACACAUGGGAGGUAGCUCCUCUGCUUGUGGACACACUGGAGAGACCGCCAAAGAUGAGCAGACCAACAUCGGUGAUGAAGAACUGAUGGGAAGAGACUACAAUGUGGAGAAGCCUCAUCAGUGGGGCAAGUCCCAUACGGUGGAUCUGUUCCAAAUGGUCAAUAGCAGAAGAGGGGGCAAGACCCCACCUGACAGUCGCAUUAUGAAGAAUUCCACAAAGGAAAGAAUCAAGUUACAGCACGAAUUGAUAAACCUGAGUAGUGAUGGUUCUACAUCGGAGAUGGAUUGGACAAGGAAGGGGACAGCUCCUCGUGGAGAACCGAAUGUGGGUUGGCUCCCCCAGGAGGAAGGAUGCCACAUCGAUGGUUUCAAUAUGAUGGGAGAAGAGAGGACGACGGAGGGUGGGAAAAACCCUCUUUGGGGGAAGCACGACUUUUUCGAUUUCGAACACGGUGAGGAGGUAGGUGCAUCCGAAAGGGGAAGGCCCGACUGGAUCGGAGACAUCUCCAAGCGAAUGACAAGCCGGGAAGUAGGAAACACAAAAGGGGAGUCUCGUGGGGGACUCUUAACAGCGGCACGCCAUCGAAGGGAUGGCAAAGCGGAUGGGGAGGCAGGGGAACGAGAGGAAGUGGCAGAGAAAGAGGAAGGAGAGGAAGACGUGCCAACCUACCACGACCACUACUUAACAGAGAAGCGGAUCAUGGAAGAGGCAGCACCGAUGGAGGACGAAUGCAGCUCCUUCUUAGACAUCAUUGAUGAGAUAGUUAGCAUAAGCAAAGAUAUAAUCGGAACUAAUCAGAACGAGGAUGGUGUGGUGGAGACUCUACAGCGGAGCCCAGACGAGGGUACAGACUACUCACAAAUUGGGGAGGGGCACCUUCCGAGGGAACUCCAAAUGGGGCUCCAUCUCGGUGUUGCUCUCGAAGAAGUGGUAGAACCGGCUGAGCAGUCCACCCACGCGGGUGUUUAUAAGGACCCACCUGAGGAUAUAAUUGUCGACGAUGUGUAUGCCCACUUUGAAAAGUUGAUCGAGUUGUGCAGGAAGGGGGAGGAACCGUGUGACGAGGUGGUGACGGCAAAGGGGAGGGAAGGCCCCAUUCACGGAGCUGUUUGCGGGGCAGUUCACGCAGCAGUUCUGAAAAAUCCACAUAGUAUGGAGGUGAAUACCCAACAGGUGGCACCCCCAUGUUGGAGAAACAGGUCGGGUGAAACGAAAGGUGCCACACGUGGGAUCCAAGAAGAGGACCCUCAGGAGGACCCCCAGGAGGAACCCCAGGAGGAACCCCAAGAAAACCCCCGUGAGAACCCCCAGGACAGCCCCACAUGUGGGACCGCCUCAGGAUGGGAAGACCCCCCCACUAUGGAGCUCUGCGAGGGGCUGUACCGCGUGCUGAUGUGUAGAGACUAUUUGGAGGCCCUCCCUGUGUUGGCGGCGCACACGGGGGGGAAGCGAGCCGAUGGGAGACCCAUAAGCGAGAUAAGCGGUAUGUGCGAGCGAAGCGGUAUGUCCGAGCUAAGCGGCAUGAUCGAGCUAAGCGGCAAAACCCAUUGUGGUGCAGGCAACUACCCAAGUGAUGGGCCCCUCCCAGGAAACGUGAGCCUUGUCACCUUCCACACCUACCUUCGCAGAGCCAAAAAAAUGAACAAAAGAGGCUUCACCGAAAUGUACGACUACAGCGAUUACGUAUACACACACAUGCAGAAGAUAUUCCAAAUGGAUAUAACACGCUUCUUCUUCACUAGUAAUUAUCUAGAAAAUAUGAACAGGUACAUAAUUAAAAAAAACAAGCUCAUUAAUGACCUGACGAAUGCAAAAAAUUUUAUAAAUAAUUUUUUACAGAAGAAGGAAAACGUGGUUACUCAGAAGAAGUUUUGCAAUGACGUGACCUACCCGAUGUACUUUUUGAUUUUCACCAAUCUGUUAGUAACCCUGUGGCAUAGGUCCUUUUCUCAUUUGGAAGGAGCCAAAUGGAACCAGCUGGUCUGGUUCCUAAUCAGGCGUCUCCGCAAGAAGACAACGAUUUGUGUGUUAAGAAGGAGUUACUCCCUUCUGUCUCGCAUUUAUCAGUACCUCACCAAAUAUCCCCUAGAUGAGAAGCAGAAAAAAAAAAUUAUUAGCAUUGUUAAACGGAGCAGAAGCUUCAAAAUGGUUCAGAAAAACGUACAUAAAAUCAAUACCUUCUGUUUUUAUGUCCUCAUUUUUUUCCUCCCCCUGUCGGUACCUCCAUUUGGCAAGGACCUCAACACACGUGACUACUUCCUGCACUGUUUUCUCAGAAACUUUAACAAAGUCGUUUUGAGGUACGCCAAGGAGCAUACCAGCGACGGCCGCAGAAGCGAAAACAUGCGCGACAUCGUCCGUAAAGCGGUGAGCAGCUCGAAGAAGAACAUCUGCCGGUUGAAGAUGCAGAGCCUCGGGCAGGUGUUCCGCUGCUCCUUCGAAGAUGCCCCCCGGGGGGGUAGACCGGUAAGCGGAAGUACUAGCAGCCAUGCAAAGGGGCAGCCAAACCGCCAACAAAAUGGACUGCCAAACCGCCAACAAAAUGGACUGCCAAACCGCCAACAAAAUGGGCUGCCAAACCGCCAACAAAAUGGACUGCCAAACCGCCAACGAAAAGGGCUGCCAAACCGCCAACCAAAUGGGCUGCCAAACCGCCAACCAAACAACCUCGUGGACGCCGUGCGGGACAUACACAUAAGCGCAAGAAUCGAGCAGAUCGAGAAGGAACUGACCGCCUACCUCAGAGCAAACGCCCAUUUCCACGACACCUUCUUUAACGUCAUCGUGCCCUUGGUGAAUGGCCUCACAAUCCUUUUGGAAAACCUCGAGAUGAUCUUUGCCCUGUACGUAAAGCACAGAGUGCGCAAGAGCAGGAAGCUGCUUUUCUUUCGUAACCCCUGGCUGUGCAGCUAUGACGUCUUCCUGUCCUUCACUCAGUCGGGGGGACCCGCCCCGAACUACGCAGAAAAAAGUGGGAUGGCCACAGUGACUAGGGGUGUAGCGGGCAUCUUAACGGGCAGCUUAACGGGCAGCUUAACGGACGAUUCAGCUGACAGCCCACCCACAGACUUCGCGGCCUACAUCGCGCAGCAGGACCGCCAGCUCGCGCAGGACGACCUGGGGGCACUGUACGACUUCAAGAGGGCUAAGGAAAUGCUGCUCCUGGGGAGUAGGGAAAAGGGGACAUCCCGCAGAAACACAGAUGGGGCUGACAAACGAAGGCCCCACAAACGAGGGCCACACAAACAGAACGAUCUCGCAGAUAGGGACCGCGCAAAUCACGCCAAGUUAAACGCCUACUAUUCCUACAUAUUAAAGUUAUGCCAUGACGAGCGGUACAAAGAAAUAAACACGAGAGCUUUGAGAUGUCUUUUCUACAGCUUGUAUUUUAGUUGA